ACGUUCGAUACCCUAUAUAUUUUAUAUUUUAUUAUAGGUUUCAUACAUUGCCGUAAGCCAGAUACAGCAUUCCAAUUUUCUCAUAUGACAAUCCUCUCCCACUCAUCAAGUUCCGUAUUUAAGGCUUUUGAUAAGAUGCCACAGAAAGCCACAGUAAUUAGACAAACGUAUGCACAUUCUUUGAUUGCAUUUUCAUCGUAAUUACAGCUAAGAAAACAGUUGGCUAGUGCCUCAUAAAAAUAUAUUAGUUUAUUCCUGGCCCGGCAUCACUGGGCCUGUUGGCUUUAUUUAUUUGAGAACCGUCGGUGUUAAAGAUUACACUGCGCAACACAGAUUCACUCCAAAAGCUAAAAUCGAAAAAAAAAGAAAGAUUAAAGCUAUUCAACCAUUCCUGUGAAUUUUGGUGUCCCUUAGCCACUUCUGCGUGUCUGGGUCAGAAUUCGUGAAACGGAUCACUAAAAACCACGAUGUCUAAAUUUUUUCAAAUGAGUAUUAAAAACUUCGAGAGUUUAAAUCGGGAAGUUGAUUUUCAAAUUUUAUCUACCCUCAAUAAGUUCGAGUACAACUUUUCAUCUUUGUAUGGGUGCUCACCAAGUGCAUUUUUUUAUUGGUAUUAGUGUCAGUUUAAGCCUUAUAUAUAGGACGCAUUUUGCACCAAAUCGCCUUAAGGUGUGAAGAUAUUACCCACGCAAAAACUAGAGUGUGAGUAACCAGAUCAUUUAUGAGCUUUUUCAGAGCCUUUUCCGAUCUAGUUUGGAACCAGUACAACGCAUGUGCGCUGGGCAUAACGCAUUUGAUGCUCUAGUGUGUUUUGAAUGUAUUUGACAGCUCCGAACCACUUCGUUUAGAACGAUUUCAAGGGUGUUGGUAUCAUCAUAAUGUUUUGUAGUGGUAUUGGUAACGUUUUUCAGGAGCCUGCUUUCGUUGAUGCAGUGUAACCAGCAUUGGUUGCUGAUAAUUGAGCAAGUAAAUGGUAUCGCCAUCACGGUGGCCAUCCCUGGGGCACCCACCAGGGAAAAGUGGGGUAAAGGCGUCGAGUUCAUGCUCUCGUGCAUAGCCUAUUCGGUUGGAUUUGGUAACAUUUGGAAGUUUCCUUACACGGCCCUGCAGAAUGGAGGUGGAGCUUUCCUCAUUCCGUAUUUGGUGGUGCUGUUCGUCGUUGGUCGUCCGAUCUAUUACCUGGAGAUGGUGAUGGGCCAGUUCUGCAGUCGAGGCUGCGUUAAGGUCUACGAUUUGGCUCCGAUUAUGAAAGGUAUUGGCGUUGGUCAAUCGCUGGCAAUGUUCGUUGUCAUGACCUAUUACACACCUGUUCUGGCAAUCACGUUACGAUAUUUGAUUGCAUCCUUUAGAAGUGUGCUUCCGUGGAGUAAAUGCGAUCCCUCUUGGAGUCGGUGUAUCAACUCUGAUUUCAGGGGAUUCCUGAAUGCCACCGAUCCCACGCUUAGUAGUAUGAACGUUUCCGCUGAACUUUAUUUUACAAAGACAGUAAUGCAUCGAGCUCCGCUAGAUCAGGGCAUCGGAAUUCCAGAUUUCAAAUUGACGAUGUGUCUGUUCGUCUCCUGGAUGAUUGUAGCUGUUAUCUUAAUCAAAGGGAUUCGCAGUACCGGGAAGGCUUCCUAUUUCCUGGCGCUGUUUCCUUAUGUUAUUAUUUUGGUUUUGUUCAUCCACUCCUGCACACUUGAAGGUUCGUUCAACGGAAUCAAGUACUUUCUUACUCCCAAAUGGGAUCAGUUAUUCACGGUGACUGUCUGGAUGGAAGCCGUGACGCAAUGUUUCUUCUCAUUAUCUAUCUGCUUCGGUGGAAUCAUCGCUUACUCGUCAUUCAAUAAUUUCUCGAACAACGUUUACCGAGAUGCUAUGAUCAUUUCCUGGCUGGACACCUUCACCUCUAUUAUCAUUGGGUGCAUCGUAUUUGGUGUUCUGGGGAACUUGGCACAUGUAACGCACAAAGAGAACAUCCAGGACGUUGUUCGUCAAGGACCGGGUCUCACUUUCAUUGCCUACCCGGAUGCGAUCGCCAAGUUCGAAUACUUUCCACAGCUUUUUUCGGUAUUGUUCUUCAUGAUGCUGUUCAUCGUCGGCAUCGGAAGUAAUUUGGGAGUGAUCACCAGUAUUAUAACAGCGAUCCGUGACCAAUGCCCGAUGUUGCCAAACUGGAAAGUUGCCAGCGUGAUCAGUGUGGUUGGGUUUUGUUUGAGUACAAUCUACAUGGCUCCAGGUGGAUUGGAUUUGCUGGAUGUUUUUGAUAAUUAUGGAGCUAAAUAUGUUACUCUUACGUUGGCCUUAAUGGAGAUGAUCACUUUCGGUUGGAUAUACGGAGUGGAUCGAAUCUGUCGGGACAUUCAGUUUAUGCUUAAAAUGGAGACAAGCAAGUUCUGGAGAAUCUGUUGGGCGGUAGUCGCACCGCUCGUUGUGAGUGUGAUUUUAAUCGGAAGUUUUGUGGCACACAAACCGAUAGACGUUCCUACGGAGUACAAUAUUAUUGGAUGGUGCGUUUACACGCUUGCUGUAAUCCAGUUACCAUUGUGGGCUAUCUACACAGUGUGUAACCAGAAACGUAACGGACUGGGACGGAAGCUUCGAAGCGCUUUCAAGCCUAGCAGAAUGUGGGGACCAGAGAAUGAAUCUAUACGAGAGUUAUACAACGUAUCCAUUGAGAAAAGUAAACAGUUUCAAGACCAUGGGCGACCGUUUAGCUUGUGCAAGUUUAUUUAUAGAAGAAUAUUUAAGUAGAUUAUUAGAUAUAGUCAUUUACAUGCCAUGUAUGUUUCUAGAAAAACUAUUUAUU
Molecule: messenger RNA, 2788 nt
Organism: Wyeomyia smithii (pitcher-plant mosquito)
Lineage: Eukaryota; Metazoa; Arthropoda; Insecta; Diptera; Culicidae
Product: sodium-dependent nutrient amino acid transporter 1-like
Exons: 6
Coding region: 928-2733 (601 amino acids)
Biological process (GO): sodium ion transmembrane transport
Cellular component (GO): membrane
Molecular function (GO): L-amino acid transmembrane transporter activity
Source: RefSeq, a predicted model, not a curated record